Messenger RNA from Sipha flava (yellow sugarcane aphid), 1892 nucleotides. RefSeq names its product ribosome biogenesis protein NOP53. Gene Ontology annotation, cellular component: nucleolus. The record is from RefSeq and is a predicted model, not a curated record. Gene Ontology annotation, biological process: rRNA processing; ribosomal large subunit assembly. The transcript is spliced from 7 exons. Lineage: Eukaryota; Metazoa; Arthropoda; Insecta; Hemiptera; Aphididae. Bases 106 to 1455 code for a protein of 449 amino acids. Gene Ontology annotation, molecular function: 5S rRNA binding.
UAUCUCUUAUCAUUGAUAAAACCACGUGAAUUUUACGUUGUGUCUUGAGUUUUAGAUUUUUGUUUUAAUAUUCUACACAGUUUACAAGUGUUCAAAUUAUUGACCAUGAAGACUAAAAAAAAGACAGGAAGAAGAUUAAAACGUGAUUGGCGUACGAAAAUUGAUGUAACCGAUGUUGACACUUUCUUAGAAGAAAAAAGGCUUAAGGAGCGUAUUGGAGAUCCAUUCAGCGACAAGAAAGAUGAAGAACUCUUUCAUAUUGAUACAAGUGGGAAGAAAAGAAAAGUUCAAAAACCUAAGAAAUCUUUGGAAGCUCCUCUUAAAUGCUUGUCAAGUUUACAAUCGUCAUCUGCUAUAGUUCCACUUUCCAAAAGAAGUGUAAAGAAAGUAAAUAAAAAUAAAAAAAAUGAAGACUUUGAUAAAAACAUUAAGCCAUUGAAAAAGACUAUAAUUAAGAAAAAGGAUGCAAAAGAAUUGAAUAAGAUUUUGAAAUCUAAAGUUAAAAUGUUGCAAUUAAAAGAAACUUCUACCAAAGAUGUCUUUAAUAAGGAUUUAUGGUCAAGCUAUAGAGAGCCAGGACAAAAAAAAGAAAAACUCAUAAAUAAUGUUAUUAAAUGGUUGCCACAUGAAGUAUUAAACCAUAAUGCUAAAAUUCUUCCAAAAUUAAGUAAUAAAAAAAUGUUUCAUCCAAACCAAAGGACAUGUGAGGCAGAUGAUAUGAAAUGUCCACAUCCUGGUUUAUCAUACAAUCCUACUAUCGAAGAUCAUGUAUCACUGUUGUCUAAUAUUGCUGAAAAAGAAAGUGCUUUGAUAAAACAUGAAGCUCACAUAAAUCGAGUUACACAAAGUUUAUUUAAACAAGUUUCCAAAGAUAAACACGAAAAAAUGAUCAUUGAAGAACUUACUGAAGGUCUACCUGGAUUCACUAAUGACUCCAAUAUAGAAGUAAAUGAAGAUACUUCUGAAUUUAAGGCCAUUAACCCACCAACUACAAGGGACAAUAAAAAAACUAUAAAAAAACGCAAGAUUCAGAGACGACUACGAAAUGAAGAAAGACAGCGAAUGAAUGCAAAAAUUGAGAAGAAAAAAAUAUCAGAUCUUUACAGAUUACGUUAUAUUAACAAAGAACUAGAUGAAUUAGAAAAUUCAACUAAUAAAAAAAAAGUUAAAAGAUUACAAAAAAGACAAAUGGGUAACAUUAGCACCAGACGUUUAGGGACCAAUAAAUUUACAGAAUCAAUGGAUACUUUCACUUUACCAAAAGAUUUAAAAGGAACAUUAAGAGAAACCGAACCUCAAGGAAAUAUAUUCAAAGACUGCUUUGAAAGUUUACAAAAGCGUAAUAUAUUGUCAGUUGGCAAAAAACAACUUAGGAUCAAUAAGAAAAAAGUACAGGCAUUCAUGGAUCCCAAAUUUAAAGUAACACCAUCUAUGUUAGCAGAGUAUAAUUUAUAAUUUAUUGAUAACGUUAAGAAAUAAAAUAUAUUUAUAUUUUACAUUUAUUUUAUUAAUAACGAUGAUAAUGCCUAUUAAUUGAAAGGCAUAUAGUACAGUUAGCAAAAUACAUAAUGUAAGACCGUACAAUUAAGAAAAAAACUAUAACUUUUUUUUUUUUAAAUUGUUUAUUAAGUUAUUAUUUACAAUCUGUUCUUGGGUACACAAUAAGUACAAAAUUAUUAUAUCAAACAUAAGUAGAUUUACAUAUGGUAUUAUGAAUUAAGUGUUAAUGUGUAGUUUUAAUUUUAUUACAUAAUUCAAGUAUGCAAUUAACCGGUGAGUUUUCACUUUAAUUCUUUGUGUGAGUAGAUAUAUAUAUAUAUGACAUAGAAUAAGAAGAGAAAAAUUUAAGAAAAAUUAUCUUGAAAUAUAGUUUAUGGCAUAGCCAGUCAGAA